CAGAGCUUUCUCCCUCCCUUCAGGAGCCUUAUUUCGCUCUCUCAGUCUCCAUAUCUAUUUCUUUCCCCCUUCUUCCCUCCUCCCCUGCUUUUCUCCUCCUUGCCAUCCCUCCCGAGCCCCAGUAUGGGUCUCCCCGCCUUCCCCUCUCUCAGGCUGCAUCUCCCCCCUCCUUAGUGCUCACCCCUGCACCUCUUUCUUUGUAUUCUUCUCACCCUCUCCCAGCCUCGCCAGCAUCUCUCCUCCCCCGCCCGGCUUCGGCCUCCCCCUGCCUCCCCAUCUUCAGCUCAGUCUCCUCCCCCUCGCUCCUCUUCCCUCCCCUCCGCCUCGCCCCACUCCCAGCCCGCAUGCCAGGAUUUCUCUCCUCCCUGGGGGUCUCAGUGCAUCUCCUUCUCCUCUCUGCCUGCCUCCUCCCUCACCGAAGGGUUAGCGGACACCCAUCCUUUUCUGCUUGGGGACCCCACCACCACCCGCAUCACUGCCGCUGUCUCUUCUUCACCGUAUCCUCCUCUACCCACCCUCUUCUCUCUUCUCUUCUCCCUGCCCCUUUAAAUCUGCCUGGCCCAGCCUCCCCCGUGAUGCUGGGAUGGAGCAAACAUUGAUUUGUGCUGGGAUGGAAUCGGAAUUUUGAUUUAUUUUUCCUCUCCCAACCAUAAGAAGAAAAAAAUAAUAAAAACACCCCCUCUUGAGAGCCCCCUCCCCCUUUGCAUCCAGCUCCCAGCUCUUCUUCCCUAUCUCCAUCCAAGGCAGAUUUUUUCCCCUACACUAUUCUCAUCUUCCCCCACCCUUGCCACUACCUCGCCCCCCCACCCAGCCUGCUCCUCCAGCUGGGGAGAGAGGGGACUCUUCGGACUCCCCCACCUUUCCUCUCUGGGUUGGAGCAGUCUCUCCGGAAGGGGAGGGGGCUUGGCUUGUCCGGGCGAGGUGGGAGUGGAGGUAUCCUGCCAUGGAUGCUGUGCCGGGGAGGCAGCCUGAGCCCCAGCCCACAUGCCACUCAGGAUGAGGGUCCGGCCCUGCCUGCCCUCGCUGGGGCCCCCCCGCCCGGCCCCGGUCUAACUGCCCCCGCCCCGAGGCCUCGCCCGGCUCCAAGGCCCCCAGCCGGCUCUCCAGUCCCAGGAUGCGCUGAGCCGCCGGGGGGCUGAGGCCGCCCCAACUACAUGCAUGUCCCCCGGGGGCAAGUUCGACUUUGACGACGGGGGCUGCUACGUGGGGGGCUGGGAGGCGGGGCGGGCACAUGGCUACGGCGUGUGCACGGGCCCCGGCGCCCAGGGCGAGUACAGCGGCUGCUGGGCACACGGCUUCGAGUCACUGGGCGUCUUCACGGGGCCCGGCGGACACAGCUACCAGGGCCACUGGCAGCAGGGCAAGCGCGAAGGGCUGGGCGUGGAGCGCAAGAGCCGCUGGACGUACCGCGGCGAGUGGCUGGGCGGGCUGAAGGGGCGCAGCGGCGUGUGGGAAAGCGUGUCCGGCCUGCGCUACGCCGGGCUCUGGAAGGACGGUUUCCAGGACGGCUACGGCACCGAGACCUACUCCGACGGAGGCACCUACCAGGGCCAGUGGCAGGCCGGGAAGCGCCACGGCUACGGGGUACGCCAGAGUGUGCCCUACCAUCAGGCUGCGCUGCUGCGCUCACCCCGCCGCACCUCCCUGGAUUCCGGCCACAGCGACCCCCCGACGCCACCCCCGCCCCUGCCCUUGCCAGGCGACGAGGGAGGCAGCCCCGCCUCGGGCUCCCGGGGCGGCUUUGUGCUGGCCGGGCCCGGGGACGCCGACGGCGCGUCGUCCCGAAAGCGCACUCCGGCGGCCGGCGGAUUCUUUCGCCGUUCGCUGCUGCUCAGCGGGCUCCGAGCGGGCGGACGUCGCAGCUCCCUGGGCAGCAAGCGAGGCUCCCUGCGCAGCGAGGUGAGCAGCGAGGUGGGCAGCACCGGACCGCCCGGCUCGGAGGCCAGCGGGCCCCCGGCCGCAGCGCCGCCCGCCCUCAUCGAGGGCUCGGCCACAGAGGUGUACGCGGGCGAGUGGCGCGCAGAUCGGCGCAGCGGCUUCGGCGUCAGCCAGCGCUCCAACGGGCUGCGCUACGAGGGCGAGUGGCUGGGCAACCGGCGGCACGGCUACGGGCGCACCACCCGCCCCGACGGCUCCCGCGAGGAGGGCAAGUACAAGCGCAACCGGCUGGUGCACGGCGGGCGCGUCCGCAGUCUCCUGCCUCUGGCCCUUCGGCGGGGCAAAGUUAAGGAGAAGGUGGACAGGGCUGUCGAGGGCGCCCGUCGAGCCGUGAGUGCUGCCCGUCAGCGCCAGGAGAUCGCCGCUGCCAGGGCAGCAGACGCCCUCCUAAAGGCAGUGGCAGCCAGCAGUGUCGCUGAGAAGGCCGUGGAGGCAGCUCGAAUGGCCAAACUGAUAGCCCAGGACCUGCAGCCCAUGCUAGAGGCCCCAGGCCGCAGACCCAGGCAGGACUCAGAAGGUUCCGACACGGAGCCCCUGGAUGAGGACAGCCCUGGGGUAUAUGAGAACGGACUGACCCCCUCAGAGGGAUCCCCUGAACUGCCCAGCAGUCCUGCCUCCUCCCGCCAACCCUGGCGACCCCCUGCCUGCCGGAGCCCACUGCCUCCUGGAGGGGACCAGGGUCCCUUCUCCAGCCCCAAAGCUUGGCCUGAGGAGUGGGGGGGGGCAGGCGCACAGGCAGAGGAACUAGCUGGCUAUGAGGCUGAGGAUGAGGCUGGGAUGCAAGGGCCAGGGCCCAGAGACGGUUCCCCACUCCUCGGAGGCUGCAGCGACAGUUCAGGAAGUCUUCGAGAGGAGGAGGGGGAGGAUGAAGAGCCCCUGCCCCCGCUGAGGGCCCCAGCAGGCACGGAGCCUGAGCCCAUCGCCAUGCUGGUCCUGAGGGGCUCGUCCUCGAGGGGUCCUGAUGCUGGGUGCCUGACAGAAGAGCUCGGGGAGCCCGCUGCAACCGAGAGGCCUGCCCAGCCGGGAGCUGCCAACCCCCUGGUGGUGGGAGCCGUGGCCCUCCUGGACCUCAGCCUGGCAUUCCUGUUCUCCCAGCUCCUCACCUGAGGCUACUUCCUGGCCUGGUUCUGGCUUUGGUUGCGUGCCUCUUCACCCCUUUG
Messenger RNA from Gorilla gorilla gorilla (western lowland gorilla), 3098 nucleotides. RefSeq names its product junctophilin 4 (gene JPH4). NCBI's taxonomy places the organism in Eukaryota, Metazoa, Chordata, Mammalia, Primates, Hominidae. Gene Ontology annotation, biological process: regulation of synaptic plasticity. Gene Ontology annotation, cellular component: junctional membrane complex; plasma membrane; endoplasmic reticulum membrane. The coding region runs from base 1159 to 3045 and encodes 628 amino acids. The transcript has 6 exons. The record is from RefSeq and is a predicted model, not a curated record.